Lactuca virosa is the source of this 2259-nucleotide messenger RNA. Lineage: Eukaryota; Viridiplantae; Streptophyta; Magnoliopsida; Asterales; Asteraceae. The record is from the annotation of a GenBank genome assembly.
CACCAACAAAUUAUCAAAACAGUAAAUAUAUACACAUAAAACAUAAAAAAUGAAGUCGUAAAAAGAAUUAUAGAAAAAAUAUAAAAACGAAUGAACACACUAUUAAAACUUUAGAGGUUAUUAUACACCUAAAAAUUUCCAGUGAACUUAAUGGAUGAAGGAGUCAUUCCCUCUCAACCCACUCAACCCAAUACUACAUCAAAUUUUUUUCUUUUUUUUCUUCAUCUUUCCUAACCCACAACAUACGGAUUCCUAUCUUUUUCAACCCAUUCAAUUAAAAAAAUAUAAAAAAACUAAGGUACAAGUCUUAAUUAACAAUAAAGCUACCGGUGGUAUAUUCAAGAUACCACUCCCUCUUCAGUGGGUUGGUAGUGAUGGGUUGUUUAAUUGGUUUCACUAACCAGUUUAAUCCUCUCUGUCUACUUUCUUUCCCUCAUUUUCUCUUGUACCAUAUGUUUUAAGAUUUAUACCUUAGUUGUUAAAUAUAUAUUUUUAAUUGAGUGGAUUGAAAAAUAUAGAAUUUUCAUGUGUUGUGUGCUGAAAAAGAUGAUAUAAAAAAGAGGAAAAAAAAGCUGAUGUGAAAAUGAGCUUAAUGGGUUGGAGGGAAUGACUCCCUCCUCCCUAAGUAACCAAAAAAAUAAAGUUUAAUGAUAAUAGAUAACCAAAAAAGACAAAAUUGCAAAAAUGGUCCAUGUAGUUGGCAAAAUUAUGUGGUUUUGGUCCAAAAAAGUUUAGUGAUGCAUCAGUGGUCCAAUUUCGGAUACUUUGUGUGGUUUUGGUUCUUAUGGUUGGCAUUUUUGUGUGUUUGUGGUCCAUAACUCACCUGAAAUGACCAAUAUACCCUUAAAUAUUUAUUUUUUAAUUUAAUUUAAUUUAUUAUUAUUAUUUUAAUUAAAAGAAAAAAAAGAAAUUACCACCCCAACCCUACUCACUUACUCUUUCUUUUUCUCUCCCUUUCUUCUACCGGUGCUCGGAAACCACCACCUACACCACCACUACCGCCCUUGCUUGUGCAGCACCUCCCCCUAGCAAACUCCGGUGAUAAUGGAUUGCGACCCGAAUACAAACUCCAACGAUGUGACCCACUUCCCACCGUUCAUUCGUCUUCUCCGGUAGCGUCAUCGUAACGAAAUAUGUUCGUUUCCAGAUCUGCAAAUGAGACCGACGUACCGGAUCUGUUGUUUAAACAUGUCGAUCUACAGAUUUGUACCCGAGGAAGAAGAGAGACGUGUUGAACCUUUCAAAUCGAAGUCAUCAUCUUUAAAUCCUUCGAUUUUCCAGCGUUUCAGGUCUUUGUGGAUGGUGAAAAGAUGGUGCAGCUCGACGAAGCUUUUGGUUUGAUUUUUCCAGUGAGAUCUGGGAGGGAGAGGCAUCUGGUAUGGUUUUCCAGGAAAAAAAUUCCGAUGAACACUGGUUUGGUGGUCAGUGGUGAAGGGUUAUCAGGUUAAGGAAGGAGAGGUGUGGGCGAGGGAAAUGGAGGUGGUUGGUAGCGAAUGGUGGUGGGGAAUGGCGAUUGUGGCAGAAGAAAAGAGAAAGAGAGAUUAUGUAUGUGUGUGUGUGUUCUUGAGAGGAUGGCGGAGAACAACGAUGAUAGCAGGCGGAUCGUGAUGGUGAACGAUGAUGGUGGGAUAUGUUGGGUGUUCUGGGUGACAUCUGAUUACUCCAAAUAAAAAAGAAAGGGGAAAAAGUUGGCCCUAGUUAAAGCGGAUCCAAUUGAAUAAUCGAUUCCAGAUGUGGAAGUUCCCGCUUCCAAAUUUCUAAUCCGAUUGUGGAAAAACAUUUACCGCCAAUCUCUCUCUGUCUCUUUCUUCAACUUUUUCGUUGUGAAGCUCUUACACGGAGAGAGAGAGGAUGUUGGGGAGGGUAAGGGCGUGUUCUUUGAGCUCUCUGGAGGUGUUAGAAAUGGAGAGAACUCCUUCUAAGCUUCUCAAAGACGAUUCUCUCUCCAUCUAUGAGAAGACACUGCUGAAGCUACAACAAGGUUCUCAUCGUGAUCUAAGUUUAAUUCCUGAUGAAUCUAUGAACACUGAUACAAGUCCUUCAAUGGCUUCUAAUGAAGCAUCUAUGAAAGUGAAUGCUUCCAUGGACUCUCUUCCAAGCUCAAAAGAGGAGCCACAUGGGAAUUUGUCAGUCCUUUACAUGUUUUCAAGAUACAAAACUUCCCGACAUGACAAUCCAAACUCAUCAGAUGGUAGUAAUGCCAUGGAAAUGCAGAAUGAUUGCUCUUCAGCAAACACAUCACUAAGUAAUGAUUCUUAA